This is a messenger RNA of Suncus etruscus (white-toothed pygmy shrew), 824 nucleotides long. Its product is annotated as histone-lysine N-methyltransferase PRDM9-like. Gene Ontology annotation, molecular function: zinc ion binding. The annotation marks the transcript as partial. The transcript is spliced from 4 exons. NCBI's taxonomy places the organism in Eukaryota, Metazoa, Chordata, Mammalia, Eulipotyphla, Soricidae. The record is from RefSeq and is a predicted model, not a curated record. Gene Ontology annotation, biological process: regulation of DNA-templated transcription.
GCUGCUGCUCUUCAGGAAUAAUCCAGGCUGGAGAAGAUGGGGCCACACCGUCUGACGUCCUGUCCUCAGAGCUUGGUGACCUUCCCUGAUGUGGCCGUGAACUUCUCCACCGAAGAGUGGCCAUGCCUGGACAUCUCUCAGAAGAAGCUCUACCGAGAUGUGAUGCUGGAGACCUACGAGCACCUGCAGGCAGUAGGGUAUUUUGGGGUAAAGCCUGCGCUAAUCUCCUGGUUGGAAGGAGGAGCCCUGGGGAGGCUACCACGAAGCCUGUUUGCCGAACUCAAGUCAGAAAUCCAUCCUUGUCCCUUCUGCUCUCUCACCUUCUCCAGUCAGAAUUUCCUCAGUCGUCACAUGAAACGAACUCAUCCCUCUUGGGUCCUCCUGGGAACAUCUGGAAGAAAGCACCCUCAGUCAGAGAAUUCCUAUUCACGUGAUCUAAACCAAUGGCGGCAACAUUUUGAUCCAUAUAAAGACAAACCAAAGAAUGACGUACUUGAAAGUCAAAAGCACAAGAAGAGCUCCAUUCAUAUGGCUAAUAGGAUGAAGCAAAAAAGAGUUUCAACAGCCUUUUCAAAACUAUUUAGCGGUCAAGUAGAUAGCUCUAGUAAACAGAUGACAAUGGAGGAAGACAUUAACACAGACCUGGAAAAAAAUCCAAAGGACAUGGGUAGAGUAGUUCAAGGGAUAGACUUGCCAAUGAUUGUAAGAGAGAAGUAUGUAAGGCUUGGGCAAGGCUUCAGUGCUGGAUCAAAUCUCAUCACACAUCAAGUGACUCACACAGGGGAGAGACCCCAUGUUUGCAGGGAGUGUGGGCGUGGCUUUAA